AAAUAAUAAAGAUAAAAAAAAAAAAAAAAAAGAGAAUGCAGUUCAAGGAAUUCGAUGCGUUCCCAAAGGUCGAAUCUGGUUUCGUAAAGCGGACAGGAUCAGGAGGCAUUCUCACCCUUAUCAUUUCAGCUGUUCUAUGUAUCCUCGUUUUUGGUGAGAUCGCGGACUAUAUGAAGCUCCGCAACGAAUAUAAUUUUAUAGUCGACCCGCUUAUCAACCACGAACUCCAGAUUAACGUCGAUAUCACCGUUGCAAUGCCAUGCGAUGCUCUGACAGUCGAUCUUCGAGAUAUUGCGAACGUUCAGCUCAGUCUUUCUGAUAAGCUCCAUAAAAUCCCAACGCACUUCACAUUGAGCUCCGGGGUGAGCCGUACAGACAAGAUGCGUGACCAGCCAUUGAACGUCAAACAACUAGUUAGGGCUGCUAGCAGGAAUGCGGCUUUGGCGCAGGCGUCCAAGCAAAAGGGCAACGAGGACUUUAAGGCUUGUAGGAUCUUCGGAAGCUUUGAAUCCAACAAACUGAGCAGUAACCUGCACAUUAUGGCUGCUGGACAUGGAUACUUUGGCACUCCCCAUACUGAUCAUAAUGUGAUGAAUAUGACGCACAAGAUCGAUGAAUUUUCGUUUGGAGAGUUGUAUCCAACAAUCGUCAAUCCAUUGGAUGAUAGUUUUGAGAUUUCAGAAACGGCAUUUGAGGCAUUUCAGUACUUCAUAGUUGUUGUUCCAACGAUUUACGUCGAUCGUUAUAAAAAUCGUCUCAUGACAAAUCAAUACUCUGUCAGCGAAUAUCGUCGUGCCUAUGAUGAGCAUCAAGGGUUCCCUGGUCUGUUCUUCAAGUAUGACUUUGAGCCACUGACUGUCAUGAUCACAGAAGAAUCAUCCAUGUCUUUUGGACAUUUGCUCGUUCGACUGGCAGGAUUGGUUGGGGGCUAUUAUGUCACUGCGGGUAUGGCCCAUAAGGUCCUAAGUGCUAUUUAUUACUGGUUCCGUCCUGAGCAGGCUCCCUUGAGGAAGCAUAAUGUCUAG
Lobosporangium transversale is the source of this 1025-nucleotide messenger RNA. Its product is annotated as endoplasmic reticulum vesicle transporter-domain-containing protein. The record is from RefSeq and is a predicted model, not a curated record. Bases 36 to 1025 code for a protein of 329 amino acids. Gene Ontology annotation, biological process: retrograde vesicle-mediated transport, Golgi to endoplasmic reticulum; endoplasmic reticulum to Golgi vesicle-mediated transport. NCBI's taxonomy places the organism in Eukaryota, Fungi, Mortierellomycota, Mortierellomycetes, Mortierellales, Mortierellaceae. The transcript has 7 exons. Gene Ontology annotation, cellular component: membrane; COPII-coated ER to Golgi transport vesicle; endoplasmic reticulum.